CAAUCCAGGCGCUCGGUGUUGAAGAGGCUCGGGAGAAUCCAAGAUGUCUGCGCCCAUGUAACGCUGGCGGCCGACUGACUUCUUCCUCUGCCCCGGGUCCCUGAGGCAUCGUGCUGACUUCGAGGACCAUGCUGGGCAAGACUCUGCGAGAAGUUUCUGCAGCACUGAAACAAGGCCAAGUUACACCAACAGAGCUCUGCCAGAAAUGUCUCUCCCUCAUCAGGAAAACCAAGUGUCUAAAUGCCUACAUCACUGUAUCAGAAGAGGUGGCCUUAAAGCAAGCCGAAGCAUCGGAGAAAAGGUAUAAGCAAGGUCAGUCUCUUGGAGACUUAGAUGGAAUUCCUGUUGCUAUAAAAGACAACUUCAGCACAUCUGGCAUUGAGACAACAUGUGCAUCAAAUAUGCUAAAAGGUUAUAUACCGCCUUACAAUGCUACAGUGGUGCAGAAGUUAUUGGACCAGGGAGCUCUACUCAUGGGGAAAACAAACUUAGAUGAGUUUGCUAUGGGAUCUGGAAGCACAGAUGGUGUGUUUGGACCAGUUAAAAACCCCUGGAGUUAUUCAAAGCAGUACAGAGAGAGGAGGCAGCGUGACCAGCAGGACGCAUCGCACUGGCUGAUCACUGGAGGGAGCUCGGGCGGCAGUGCGGCCGCAGUGGCAGCGUUCACGUGCUUUGCGGCUCUAGGAUCGGACACUGGUGGGUCCACCAGGAAUCCUGCUGCCCACUGUGGGGUCAUCGGCUUCAAACCAACUUAUGGCUUAGUUUCCCGCCAUGGCCUCAUUCCCCUGGUGAACUCGAUGGAUGUGCCAGGGAUCUUGACCAGAUGUGUGGAUGAUACAGCAGUUGUGUUAGGUGUACUGGCUGGCCAUGACCCCAAAGACUCUACCACCGUGCAAGACCCUGGGAAGCCAUUCGUGAUUCCCAGCCUGGUGGAUGUGAGCAGACUGUGUGUAGGAAUUCCAAAGGAAUAUCUGGUACCAGAAUUGUCAAGUGAAGUACGGUCUCUCUGGUCCCAAGUUGCUGACCUCUUUGAGUCUGAGGGAGCCAAAGUGAUUGAAGUCUCCCUGCCGCAUACCUGCUACUCAAUUGUCUGCUAUCACGUGCUGUGCACAUCAGAGGUGGCAUCGAACAUGGCCAGAUUUGAUGGGCUACAAUACGGACACAGGUGUGACAUUGAUGUGUCCACUGAAGCCAUGUAUGCCGCAACCAGACAAGAGGGAUUCAAUGACGUGGUGAGAGGAAGAAUUCUCUCAGGAAACUUUUUCUUAUUAAAAGAAAAUUAUGAGAAUUAUUUCGUCAAAGCGCAGAAGGUGAGGCGUCUCAUUAUGAAGGACUUCGUGGAUGUGUUUGACUCUGGAGUAGACAUCCUGCUCACCCCCACCACCCUGAGUGAGGCAGUGCCAUACGUGGAGUUCAUCAAAGAAGACAACAGAACGCGCAGUGCCCAGGAUGACAUUUUCACACAGGCUGUAAAUAUGGCUGGCUUGCCUGCAGUGAAUGUCCCUGUGGCCCUCUCAAAACAAGGGUUGCCAAUAGGACUGCAGUUAAUUGGACGUGCGUUUUGUGACCAGCAGCUUCUGACAGUUGCCAAAUGGCUGGAGAAACAAGUGCAGUUUCCUGUUAUUCAACUGCAGGACCUCACGGAUGACGGCACGCUGGCUCUUGAAAAUGGAAAGUUAACUUCUGUUUCUCUAAACCAGUAGUAAUCAAAGUAUCAUGUACCUGGCUGAAUGGGAUGCCGGGGAUCCAGUGCUGCGCCUCAGGCUU
Molecule: messenger RNA, 1767 nt
Organism: Acomys russatus (golden spiny mouse)
Lineage: Eukaryota; Metazoa; Chordata; Mammalia; Rodentia; Muridae
Gene: Qrsl1
Product: glutaminyl-tRNA amidotransferase subunit QRSL1
Exons: 11
Coding region: 129-1703 (524 amino acids)
Biological process (GO): mitochondrial translation; glutaminyl-tRNAGln biosynthesis via transamidation
Cellular component (GO): glutamyl-tRNA(Gln) amidotransferase complex; mitochondrion
Molecular function (GO): glutaminyl-tRNA synthase (glutamine-hydrolyzing) activity
Source: RefSeq, a predicted model, not a curated record